Molecule: messenger RNA, 3028 nt
Organism: Misgurnus anguillicaudatus (oriental weatherfish)
Lineage: Eukaryota; Metazoa; Chordata; Actinopteri; Cypriniformes; Cobitidae
Cellular component (GO): plasma membrane
Molecular function (GO): protein binding
Source: RefSeq, a predicted model, not a curated record
UUGUUAAGCUCCCCUAAGGUGACCUGUGGUGAGAUUUUGGUGCAUCCAUGUGGUUAAGACAACACGUUUCUUUAUAAAAGGACGUGACAUCACAAAUGGGGCCUAUAAACCUCAGUUGAAUUUGCUGACAGGUUAUUUUUGAAGACUUACAGUCAACGGUUUUUCAAGUCAGAUUUUUGUGCUGGCCUUGUGGAUCAUUUAAAAUGUUUUGGAGUUUGACAAUGGCUUUGGUUCUUAUGGCAGUAGUUGAUGCCUGUCCGAUACUCUGCAAAUGUGAAGAUUUUAACAUCAUAACCUGUUCGCACCAAAACCUUCUGGAGUUUCCUCACCUGCCCCAGGGUACAAAGCAAUUGUAUGCUACCCAUAACAAAAUACAGGCACUCCCGAAUGAAGGUUUGGAAGGAUUGGUGGUUCUAGAUCUAAGCAAGAAUCGCUUAAAUUUGUCACUGACAUCUGACAGCAUUUGGCAGAACAUGAGUAAUCUGACCAAGCUAUUUCUGGCAGGAAAUGCACUAAAUAUAAUAACACAAAGACAAUUUCAAGGACUAGUAAAUCUUAAAAUAUUAGACCUCAGUGAAAACGACAUUGAUACUCUGCCUCAGAAGUUUCUUUAUGGUUUGAUCAACCUUAAAGUCCUUAAUCUGAAUUUUAAUCAAAUUUUCAGUUUAUCUUAUGGGGUCCUGGUGGGAGCUCCUGCCCUGAUGGACCUCCAACUAAAAAGCAAUAAGAUUAAGAUGAUAGCGGUGGAUGUAUUUGAAAACUGCACCAAUCUGUCUAAACUGUAUCUGUCACAAAACAAUCUGAAAAGUGUAGGCAAUGAAGUAUUUAGGGGUGCAACAGCACUGGAUCACCUUGAUCUUAGUCGAAAUGGGUUAACUGCCAUACAUAUCGGGUUCCUCAGCAACAUCCCAAGUCUCACUAGCCUCUAUCUUCAGAGAAAUGACAUCGCUAGUAUUCCUGAGGAUGUUUUCUCGGACAAUCCUGAAUUGAAGCAUUUGGACUUGAGCUAUAAUGCUCUCGUUUCUCUGGCCGCCGGUUCCCUAAGAGGUCUGUCCCGUCUGGGUGCGUUAGAUCUGAGUUUCAAUCAACUGAAGUCCUUAACUUCACAAGCGUUUCAAGACUUGGAGAAUCUUGAGAACCUUAAUCUGUAUCACAAUAAUCUAAAGUACCUUCCGGAUGAUUUGUUCAACAAUUCAAGCAACAUAACAGAGCUCCAGUUGGACAACAAUAAUAUUUCUGUUAUUCCACCCAACCUAUUUCACCCACUUCGCAAAUUAUAUGAUCUACAGUUGGAUAACAAUCACAUUUCAAAGCUUAGCCCACAAACAUUUAUGAUGCUGACAAAGCUUAAGGAACUUGACCUAAGCCACAAUGAUCUUGAGGAGAUUCCAAAUCAAAUCUUUCAAAAGACAAAACAUCUGAGGGAUCUACAUCUGGACAACAAUCACAUCCACUACAUUUCAAAGUCAUCCUUUCAUGGUCUAAGAAGACUGCACACACUGAAACUCAACAGAAACAGGCUGUCAAAUCUACAUGCAAAUUUACUGACUGAUCUCAGUAGGUUACGGGAGUUAUGCCUGAAUGACAACCAGAUAGAAAUCAUCCCUGUUGGAUUUUUCACAGGACUCUCAAACUUGAAGAUUCUAGAUUUGUCCAACAAUAAUCUGCAUUACCUGUCCUCGUCAGUCUUUAAAGAUCUGUCCAUACUGAAAUUGCUGGAUUUGAGCUACAAUAAACUCAACACACUUCCAGAAGACAUCUUUUCAUCUUUGAGGAAUCUUCAAAGGCUCCACCUGCAAGCAAACCAGCUGUCAUACUUGCCAACCAAAGUGUUUUCUGCUCUGACCAAUUUGGAAGAGCUCGAUCUGGACAAAAACCAGCUCCGGCGCAUUGAUCCUGCACAGUUUAAAGGCUUAGUGAACUUAACACAACUCUACAUUAAAUCUAAUCAACUGCGCUCAAUGGAGAAAGGGACACUGUUGCCUUUAAGAAACCUGAAACAAAUCUAUCUUAAUAAGAAUCCCUGGGAUUGCUCUUGCAAGUCCAUUUUGUACAUAAGUCAGUGGUUAAACAAUAAUACUGGUCUGGUAGGAGGACCCGUCAAAUGCUCCUCUGGCCGAAAUCUUUCCUAUCCAUCCCGUUUUCCAUCCUCAUUGUCACAGCACUGUACAAACGCUGCCUAUUUCUCUGUGUACAGUCAUACCAUUGAGAUAUUAACAGUCUUCAUAGCGUUCUCUCUGGCUUUUCACUUCUUCACUGUAUGAAUUGCUGUGCUGUGCAAGCCUUUCAUAUGUGGUUAAAGUUCUAAGAUAAAAAACAACCAGAGCUUGUGAGCAAAUAACCAAGCUGACCUAUUUUGAAUGCAAAUGCUGACAGAAAUCAAACAAACCAUUUACAUGACAUGACAUUGUAAAUAUGAUGGAUAAUACAUAAAGUGCAUGACACAAUUAUUUCAUAGAGGCCAAAAGGGAAAUUCCACUUACUCAUUUCAUAACUCAUAACUUGAAUUCACUUAUUCGGGUGUUUCUAAGAAAUGGCUGCAAGCUGUGGUUGUGUGGCUGUAAAACUAGGUUGGAACCUAGGUUGCAUUUAUUUUAUAGUAGUAAUUUCUUUUAUAUUUUUGUUGCCUUGAAAAAUCAGCAAAUAAAUGAAUCCAUAUGAAUGUACUGGAUAAAAAUGCUUAAAUAAAACAACGGUGGUCACACUUUAUAAUAUGUUGUAUUUGUUAACACUAGUUAAUGCAUUAGCUAACAUGAACUAACAAUGAACAAUGCUUCUACAACAUUUUAUAAUCUUAGGUCAUGGUAAUUUCAGGAUUUACAAAUACAUUUUUAAAACUAAAAGUUAACAUUAGGUAAUGCACCAUUAACUAACAUGAACAACUGUAUUGGCAUUAAAGGGGACAUAUCAUGAAAAUUUGACUUUUUCAAUGUUUAAGUGCUAUCAGUGCUUCUAUCAACCUAGGAAAUGUAAAAAAGAACAACCCAGUUUUGGUAAACUAUUCUCAACAAGCAUGUGAAAAAAUAGG